This is a messenger RNA of Prorocentrum cordatum, 660 nucleotides long. NCBI's taxonomy places the organism in Eukaryota, Dinophyceae, Prorocentrales, Prorocentraceae. The record is from the annotation of a GenBank genome assembly.
AUGGCUGACGCGGCAUGGGCGUCCUUCUUGGGCGGAGGUGCCGCCGAACCCCCGCGGAAGAGGCGGGGCGGCGGCAGCGCCGAAGACGGGGACAAGAUCAAGGAGCUCUUGUCCAUCCUCGUGAAGCUGUGCCUCCAGACGAAGCAAGAGGUACGCAUGCUCAUGGCAGUCGUGUUCAUCUGCUUCCGGGUUGCAACGGACAGCACGGCAGCGCAGGGGGUCCGGAAGGCGUACACGAUCCACGCCGACCGCACGAAGGGCAAGAGUGGCCAUGACGAGGGCGGCCCAGACCCAUGGGCAUUCAUAGUGUUGCUGAUUGAGGCCAGCACGUCAGAGCAGAUUGAAGAAGGAGACCUUGCGAAGAUCCGGACUUUCCUCGCGGCUCACCCGCCGCCCAGUGACCCUAGAGGCGGGCCGGCAAGCGACGAGCUCCAGGAGGCCGUCCCAUGUUGCAAGUUGCAGAAGAUGUACAAUUCCAACCAGGUGAAGCUCUUCAUUCGUGUGCACCCGAAAUACGUUGAGCUAGAGAAUAUCGUGAUCAAGCACCUCCGGGGCAUGAAAUGCAAGCAGUACUUCGGCCAGGCCCCCCGGGGAGCCCUGGAGAGGAGGGCCCAGGACCUCUUCAAGGACCUCAACCUCGAUCUGGGAGAGGACGAGUAG